AGAGGCAGGCCGGUGUUUUUCCAUUUGUGAUGAUGGUCACCCAAGUCGAGAGACAAAGGUCAGAAAAAAGCUCAUAAACUAAAUUUACCGCCGCCGAUGUUAUUCAGCACCCAGCCGCCGCACAAUACAGAAGGGACAAGAGCAUUUCAAAGGAAUUAAAGGAACAUUUAAACAGUAAGCAUGGCCCAGAAGGAGAAACUCCAGUGUCUAAAGGACUUCCACAAAGACAUUCUGAAACCAUCUCCGGGAAAGAGCCCAGGCACAAGGCCGGAGGAUGAAGCAGAGGGGAAACACCCCCAGAGGGAAAAAUGGGCUAGCAAGCUUGACUUUCUUCUCUCAGUCGCUGGAGGCUUUGUUGGUUUAGGCAAUGUUUGGCGUUUCCCGUACCUCUGCUACAAGAACGGUGGAGGUGCUUUUCUCAUCCCUUACUUCAUCUUCCUGUUUGGUGGAGGUCUGCCUGUGUUCUUCCUGGAGGUGGCGCUUGGCCAGUUCACCUCUGAGGGAGGAAUCACAUGUUGGGAGAAACUUUGCCCCAUUUUUACAGGCAUUGGCUAUGCGUCCAUCGUGAUCGUUUCUCUGCUGAACGUCUACUACAUUGUGAUCCUGGCAUGGGGCUUGUACUACCUGUUCCAAUGCUUUCAACCAGAGCUUCCUUGGGCAAGCUGCAACAACAAAUGGAACACAGAAAAUUGCGUGGAGGACACCCUCCGCAAGAACAAAACACUCUGGGCUGCGAAUGCCACUAACUUCACUUCACCAGUCACUGAGUUCUGGGAGCGAAAUGUCCUCAGCAUCUCGGAUGGUAUCGAGGAUGUGGGUGACAUUAAAUGGGACUUGGCCCUUUGUCUUCUUGCUAUGUGGGUGAUCUGCUUUUUCUGCAUCUGGAAAGGUGUGAAGUCCACAGGGAAGGUUGUGUACGUUACAGCAACGUUCCCGUUCAUCAUGCUAAUCGUCUUACUUGUGCGGGGUGUCACUCUUCCUGGGGCAGCUCAGGGCAUCAAAUUCUAUCUUUAUCCAAAUUUGACUCGCCUUGGAGACCCAGAGGUGUGGAUUGAUGCGGGGACGCAGAUAUUCUUCUCUUACGCCAUCUGUCUGGGAGCUAUGACGUCAUUGGGAAGCUACAACAAGUACAAAUACAACUGCUACAGGGACUGUUUGCUGCUGGGAGGCCUGAACAGCGCUACCAGUUUUGUGUCUGGCUUCGCAAUAUUUUCCGUCCUGGGCUUCAUGGCACAAGAGCAAGGGGUGGACAUAGCCGAUGUGGCAGAGUCAGGUCCUGGCUUGGCCUUCAUUGCUUACCCUAAAGCCGUCACUAUGAUGCCACUGCCUACAUUUUGGGCCAUUCUUUUUUUCGUCAUGCUUCUGCUGUUGGGCCUUGACAGUCAGUUUGUCGAAGUGGAAGGGCAGAUCACAUCCCUAGUGGAUCUGUAUCCAUCCUUCCUACGGAAGGGAUAUCGGCGUGAAAUUUUCAUAGCUAUUGUGUGUUUCAUGAGCUACCUAUUGGGACUUACAAUGGUCACCAAGGGUGGAAUGUAUGUGUUUCAACUCUUUGACUACUAUGCAGCCAGUGGAGUGUGCCUUUUAUGGGUUGCAUUCUUUGAAUGUAUUGCUGUAGCCUGGGUCUAUGGCGCUGAUAAUUUCUAUGAUGCGAUUGAAGAGAUGAUUGGUUACAGACCAAAUCCCUGGAUGAAGUGGAGCUGGUCUGUAGUCACACCUUUUCUGUGUGUGGGAUGCUUUGUCUUCUCACUGGUCAAGUAUACACCCUUGAGGUACAACAAAGUCUACGAGUACCCGGAUUGGUCCAUUGGAGUUGGCUGGACCCUCGCCCUUGCGUCCAUGAUCUGCAUACCAAUGGUGGUUGUGAUCAAAAUCAUUCAAUCGGAUGGGCCCCUCAUAGAGAGGAUCAAAGCCGUGGCGGCACCUGUGAGGGGAGGGGCCAGUUCUUGCCCCCAAGACUACCGACCCAAAAGCAACGAGCUGUCGCAGCCCCUGGACCCCAACUGGAAUGGAGGCUUGAUGAAGCCCACCCACACCAUCGUAGAAACUAUGAUGUGAACGCUCUCUGUGAGAGGAAUCAAAUGUCCUGCUUUUCCAUUAUAUAUAUGUGAUUCUAUAUACAUAUUAUUAAAAAUAUACUCUGUAACUUUUGACAUAGUCGUAGGACCAGGUUUACAUUGCUACGCAUCUGCACUAGGAGUCCUUGUUUUUUGUUUUUCUACAGAGAAAGUUACAUUUUUUUCUGUCUGUAUUUUUAAUAUUUUUAUCAAAUUACUAUUAUUAUAUUACUAUUAUUGUCACUGUUAUUAGAGUGAGAACAGAUCACAUACAACAGUAUCUAAAUUAGAACCACGACUGUUCUAUUUUUGUAACUUUUAUCUUGUACAUAUUGGAAUUGAAGUGAGCUGUACUUAUUUUUAGAUUAAAAUUAUGAAAGAAAAAAAACCUCCCACAAAGGGCUCCAGAAACAGUAAAAGAGUGCACGUAAAUCGUGUUGGACAAGUGAAGUUGGUGUACACAGAUAAAAUAAAAAAAAACUAAAUCCACUUGCCCUCUCCCGUGAUGAACUGUUAGUCAUUUAGGGAGGAAACUUUGAAUAGUCAAGUCCUUAAGUGCAAAAAUAAUUUUCGCAAUCAGUAUUUUUUUGUCUUGUUUUCCAGUACAAAUAUCUAAAAGCAAACAUCUGGCAUUCAGUGAGGCACUUACAAUGGAAGUCAGUGGGGAAAAUCCAUAAACGUUAAGAUACUCUGUAUUUUAGACGUAACAAGCAGUAAACGAUAUCUGUGUUUAAAUGAUUUUAAUGUUAUAAAAUCGCUUACUAACCUUUUCUGUGUAAAGUUAUAUUUAGAACUUUGUUGCCAUGACAACUUAAACCUGUAAACCCUGUAAUCCCACAAUAAUGACAAUUUUAAACAACUUUACAGUUCAAAAAAUAAAUUAGUUUUAACAGAAGAAUUAAUAUAAGUGCUUUUAUAAAAUUAUAAGCUUCACAUUUCUGCCUUUAAACCCUUUAAAUGUAGGCCCCAUAUACUUCUAUUGUAAGUGCCUCAUUGUAACCUCCAUUUUUAUUUUUUUAGAAAAGGAGGGAUGAAUAGAUGUAUUUUUUUCUGUGGGAAUCAACAUUGUGCCACAAAUUCUGUCAACCGAACGUAACUAAUAUUGAAGCCAUAUUAUUCCGAAGCAAAAUUGGUUACGAUAAGAAUAUAUCAUAACAACAAUAUAUCAUAAAAAUAUUUGGCAUAUUGGUAUAUUUUCUUUUUUAAGCAAUGAACCGCAUGCAUUUUUGUCAGAUUUUAUGAAGUCUUAAUAUGUUGCACAAUUUUUCUUACUAAAUGAUUUUAAGGAAUUUUUACUGGAAAAUGACAAAAAUGCUUAUAAGAAUGGUUGUUGUUUUUUUUGGUAGUGUUUUGCAUUAUUGUAGAUCUUUCAUUUUAUGACGCUAAGUGUGUCCUAAAAAUCGUUUAGACUGGAGUUUGUGCUGUCUGGAAGAAUCGCACUGGUUAGCCCUGCUUGUUUACAGAGUAAUAUUCAAGCAUUAAACCACAAGCACAAAGGACACUACAUUCUCCACUAUGGUGCAAAGUUCAUGUAGAUGAAGUCUAACUGUUUUGUAAGUGUUCAUAUCCCAUGGUGUAUUACCUCGGAAAUGCAUGCCACACUAAUUCUUAGCGGUCUCUUCCACUAUAGAACAUGGAGAAGUCUAGGAUCUGGCAUUAAAAAAUAGUAGUAUUGAAGAUGCUAGCUAGCCUGCCAUUGCAACGUACCACAUUUAAUCAAAAAUAUCAUGCCACAUGAUUAUCAGGCACCAAGCACAUUCUUAUUUUGGGGUGUUGAAUGUGAAGCUGCCUGACAAGAUUUUCAUUUAGAUUCAGGGUUUUUUCUUUUGAUUUGUUUGUAUAUCAAAUUUAAGCUGUUUAUUUUUUUGAGUUUCCAAUCACAUUUGCCUUUUGCAUUUAAUAAAAUGUCACUGUAUUCAACAGUUACCAAUAGAUCACAUAUACAACUAAUCAAAAAAAAAAAUAAGAAAAGAAAAAAGAGCUUGCUGCGAACUGUAAUGUGCAAUGUUUUGUUGAACGAUAUGCAUUGUAACUGUCUUCACUUUUCUUUCAAAACGUUGGUACUUGGAAUUGUUGAAUUACUUAUAUUUGAAGGUAAGGGUGUAUGCUCAACGUAGCGUUGUAUAAUGUCAGAAAGAAUGAACAGGGGCCAAUUUAAGCUACCAUGUAUGGUAUGCUGUAUUAACACCAAAAAACUCAAUGCAGUUCUACUUACUGUGACAAUUUUUUAAAUAAGAAACUAAAUGAUAAAUUUGAUUCUUUGCUGCCAUUAUAUGAAUUGCAUAUUUUAGCUUCAAUAUUCUUUUAUUCGAAAUUAUAUAAAACAGAAAUGCAGCCAAUCAAAAAGGGAGAUGUUCAAUUGAUUUCAACAGUUUCUACCGUGGUACCAUAGUAAUGCUUCAUGGAAGAAGUACAACUGAAAUUGAAAGCUGAAGUGUGCAAUAACUGAUCGAGUAUUUCAAAUAUUUUCCCUAUACCAGCUAAGCUAUUCGUAGGUCGAUUUCCCACAACAAGCUCUAUCAAAGCAUUGGUCUUUGUGUUGAGCAUCCCAAACAUCCCGCCAUAGCAAAAUUGGCCCAACUAAUGUCAUGAGUUUGGGGCGGGAAAUUCAGUUUUUUUGUUUCGACCAUUGGCAGAUAGGGGGAGUGUUUGGGAAACCUGUUUGAAAACAGUAUUUACUUUUGCAACUCUGUUUGGUGAUGUUAAAGGUGUGGAAAUUACACACUUCAGCUUUUAUAUAACAUUUGAAACUGAAAUCCAAUGAUAAUUUUGACAGAGGCAAAAAAAAAUAAUCCAGUCUCAGGGUUCUAAUAUAAGCGUAAAGGAGACUUGACCGAUUUUUCUCUAUUGCACGUCUCUUGAAACCCUUCCAUUUUUGAAGAUUAGCUAAGAGUGGCAGUGUUUAUAAACUCAAGAGAUUACCUUUAGUAAUGAUUAGAAAUGUUCUAUUUUUUAUUUUAUUUUUGAAGAUAUCUGUAAGUGAAAAAAGCAAGUGUAUCGAUAAAAGAUUUUAUAGUACCUAAAAAAUGAGAAAAAAAACUUUUUAUCUCUUAAUAAACAU
Messenger RNA from Xyrauchen texanus (razorback sucker), 5115 nucleotides. Its product is annotated as sodium- and chloride-dependent taurine transporter-like. Gene Ontology annotation, molecular function: taurine:sodium symporter activity. NCBI's taxonomy places the organism in Eukaryota, Metazoa, Chordata, Actinopteri, Cypriniformes, Catostomidae. Gene Ontology annotation, cellular component: plasma membrane. The record is from RefSeq and is a predicted model, not a curated record. Bases 181 to 2055 code for a protein of 624 amino acids. Gene Ontology annotation, biological process: neurotransmitter transport; taurine transmembrane transport; sodium ion transmembrane transport. The transcript is spliced from 14 exons.